AUUUGUAUAUAUAUCAGCUUCUUGUACAGAAUGAAUCAAGGGAAUACAAUUGAGUAUUUUCCAAUACACCAUCCUCUUCUUCUUUACUUCUACAUGAUCAUGGCCAAAGCCAAAACAUCACUUACCAUUCAAAAUUUCCACCAAAUGGCUAGUCUGGUGUCCGUUAAACUAUCUAGCACCAACUUUCUUUUGUGGAAAUCUCAAAUCUAUCCACUAAUUCGAAGUGCUCAGCUUCUCCAUCACCUUGAGGAGGAAGCUCCAGCAAUGACUGUCAUUAAGAAUGACAAAGAGGUACCCAACCAAGACUAUGAAGUCUGGUUAAACAACGAUGGACUCCUUACCAGUUGGUUGCUUGGAACCAUGAAUGAAGAUUCUCUAAGCCUGGUUGUUGGUUGUAACUCAACCUACCAGAUUUGGAAGUGUCUCCAGGAGCAUUAUUUGGCGUCCACAAAAGAACAGGAGCUGUAUCUAAAGGGACAAUUGAUUGUCAAGAAAGGUGAUGAUGAAUCUCUUGAAGACUUCAUCAGAAAAUUCAAGAAAACAUGUGACAGUCUUGCAGCGAUUCAAAAACCCCUUGAUGAUCUUGACAAAGUUUUUCAACUCUCCAAAGUUGUAGGGUCAUGCUAUCAACCCUACAAUCUGGCUGUUCUCUCAAAGGCUCCUCAGGUGUUUGUCGCUCAAAGAGGAAGAGGUCAUCGUGACAGAGGCUAUGGAGGUAGACAUUUUAAUUCCAGGGGAAGAGGAUUUGUCCAAGCUGGUAACUACAACCGGUUUGGUAACCAUAAAAAUCAAUUAGUCAACAAUAAUCCUGCACCCCAGCAACACAUGACGCAGAAGAGAUUUCAGACCAGAAACAUGACAACCCAAGGUGAAAACUCUUGCCAAAUAUGUGGAAUUAAUGGUCAUACUGCCUUAAAGUGUUGGUACAGGUUUGAUCAUGCAUAUCAAAGUGAAGAGCUACCUCAAGCCCUUGCAACUCUGUCUUUGGAAGAUGAAAAGGAUCCAAGACAUUAUGCUGACAUUGCAGCUACUGAUCAUAUGACCUUAGAAGCAGGUAAUCUCUUUGUGAAAAGACCUUAUAAUGGUAAUCAAAAAGUUUACACAGGUGAUGGAACGCCCUUGCAGAUCUCACAUGUUGGAUCUAUGUCAGUUGGCCCUUUAAAACUUAAAAAUGUUUUAGUUGUGCUUGAACUCAAAAAAAAUCUUAUUUCUAUUAGCAAGUUUACUGAUGAUAAUAACUGUAUUUUUGAGUUCUCAUCUACUGGUUUUGUGAUUAAGGAUCAAACAACACAGGCAAUUCUGGCCAAAGGUACUAGAAAAGGGCACUUAUAUGCACUUGAUGAAGGAGAAAAGCAUGCUCUUGCGGUAGUAACAAAUAAGGCAGCAGACUCAAUAUGGCAUCAACGUCUUGGACACCCAAACUUGCGUACCUUAAAAACUUUGUCUUCAAAGAGAAAUAUUUUUGUGUCUAAAUGGACUUCAACUCCCCAUUUGUGCACUAGUUGUCAAAUGGGGAAGAGCUGUAAAUUGCCCUUUGCUAGAAAUAAUGAAAGAGCUAAGACUCCUUUCUACAAAAUACAUUGUGAUCUAUGGGGCCCUGCACCUAUUGAUUCUAUUCAUCACUUUUCAUAUUAUGUGAUUUUUAUAGAUGAUUAUAGCAGGUACACAUGGUUCUAUCCCCUCCGUAAGAAGUCUGAAUUCUUUAGUACUUUUCAGAAAUUCCAAAAGUUGAUUGAGAAUCAAUUCCACAAAACCAUUCAGAUCUUUCAAUGUGAUGGAGGAGGAGAAUUCUCAAGUUCUGCUUUCCUUGAUCAUUUGGCAACUUAUGGCAUUAUACAACAAGUCUCAUGCCCUGGUACUCCAGAGCAGAAUGGGAUUGCCGAAAGGAAACAUAGGCACAUUGUUGAGACAGGUUUGACUAUGCUUCUUCAUGCAAAUAUGCCACCACGCUAUUGGGUAGAAAGUUUCUCUACUGCUAUUUAUCUUAUUAAUAGAUUACCUACUCCUAUUUUGAACAAUAAAAGUCCUUUUCAUGUACUUUUUGACAAAACUCCUAAUUAUUCAAUGCUAAAAGUGUUUGGAUGUCGUUGUUUUCCCUAUCUCCGUGACUAUGCAGCUCAUAAGUUACAUCCAAGAUCAUUGCCAUGUGUUUUCAUUGGGUACAGCCCAUUACAUAAAGGAUAUAAAUGCCUACACCCUCCUUCUCAACGUGUCUACAUUUCAAGACAUGUUGCUUUUGAUGAACAUUUUUUACCUUAUACAGAUCUAACAAAAAUGUCUAAGAAUGUCACUACAGAUGGAGAAUUUUGCAAGUAUCCAGACUCAAAUGAGUGGUUUCAAGCUUCUUCCCAUCUUCAGCCCUCACGACAUGUAGAUGAACUUGAAACUAAUUCCCAAUCACAGUAUCAACAUGCCAUAGAUUGUCAAGAUGAAAGGGAGCACUUUCAGCAUCUACCUGAACCCACAACAGUACCUGAUCCAGCCGGGGUGAUGGGAGUUAUACCUCAACAGCACCAAGAUUCCUCUCCACAACAUCAAGACAAUGCCAACUUGAAUGUUUCAGAAACUGGGCAAAAUUCCAUGAUCUCACAUCUAGCAAAAAAUCAACAAAACAAUGUAGAUGUGACUAGUGGAGAUCCACACCAAAUUAUUGAAGCCGUGGCUGGGCAUGAAGUCCAAAAUCGAAAUAUUCAGGGAGUCUCACCACCCUCUCACAACACUACUUCUAUUUCUACUCAUCCUAUGCUUACAAGAACUCGGAUUGGUACACAUACAAGACAUGUGAAAACAAUUUUUCCAAAAAAUGCUAACACCAUGAUUACUAAUGACAUAUCUUCUGCAAGUCUUGACAUCAAAGAGCCCAAAAAUGUCCAACAGGCCCUUCGAGCCCCCCAUUGGCUUCAAGCAAUGAAGGAAGAACUAGCUGCACUUCAUCAAAACAAUACAUGGAACCUAGUGCCUCCUCCACUAGAGACAAAUAUUGUUGGCUCAAGAUGGGUCUUCAAAACCAAGCUAAAUCCCGAUGGCACGGUAGAAAGGUUUAAAGCACGACUAGUGGCUAAAGGCUUCUCUCAAGUUCCUGGAGUUGAUUUGAUGAGACUUUUAGCCCUGUCCUCAAACCAACCACUCUUCGUAUGGUCCUUGCUCUUGCCACAACAUGUGCUUGGCCUCUCCGACAACUUGAUGUGAAGAACGCCUUCCUUCAUGGUGAACUCAAGGAGACAGUUUAUAUGAAUCAACCACCAGGUUUUGA
Molecule: messenger RNA, 3253 nt
Organism: Rubroshorea leprosula
Lineage: Eukaryota; Viridiplantae; Streptophyta; Magnoliopsida; Malvales; Dipterocarpaceae
Source: the annotation of a GenBank genome assembly